AUUGUUACAAUGAGGUUCUUUUUUUGUUACAAUGAGUUAUCCUCCAUAUCAUGAUAAUCAUCGUCGACCACUAAUUUCACCCACGAUUCAUCCAACCUUCCGCUUCAGCUACAUAAGAACACUUAAAUUCUGGUUUUAUGAUUUACGCGCUAUCUAAUGGAUUUAGCUUAAUGUGCAUGUGUAAUCCUUCAUAAAGAAAUUAAAUUAGCUAAAAGUGUCGACAAGGUUGUGAUACCCUAUUAUUUUAAUAAUAAUUUGAAAGGGGAUCAGGGAGAGAGACGUUGGCAAUUGGCCUUGACAGUUACCUUAAAAUUUGAAAAAAAAGUUGCAGACACAAUACAUAUAAAAACAGAGAAUAAAAUCAGAGGGGACCAGUCUUCCAGUCCUCAACUCUUUGGUGCCCGUCUCUAAGGAUCUCCAAUUCUAUUUUCUACUGAACUAUGUUGGUCAUAAAUCUGAAAGCUUUGAGAUUUGAGAUUAGUUUUCUAGAUGGAUUUUGAUUAAUACAUACAAGUGUGAGUGUUGCCUAUUUUCACCUUUUUGGGUUUGAAAUUUGUUGAGUUGAGAUGGAAAAUAUAGCUGAGAAAAGCAAGGAAGAGAAUGGGUCAUUGAGUGACUCGGUGUCGACUUUGAGUUCGAGUACAUCCAGUUCGAAGACAUCCUCUAAAGGGAGCAUGGGGAAGCACUGUCCGUUGGGACGGCCUUUUCGGAAGGCCCAAAUGACCACAAAAGAUGAUGUGAAUAAGUAUGAUUCAAAUAUUUCAGAAUUGGAGAUGAUGAAAGAGAGAUUUUCAAAAUUGUUGCUCGGUGAAGACAUGUCUGGUAGUGGGAAAGGGGUUUGCACAUCAUUGGCCAUUUCAAAUGCCAUAACUAAUCUAUAUGCUACUAUAUUUGGGCAAUUAUGGAGACUAGAACCGCUGACUCUGGAAAGGAAAUCUAUGUGGCGAAGAGAGAUGGAGUGGCUUGUUGCUGUUAGCGACCACAUCGUUGAAUUAGCACCUUCUUGGCAAUCAUUUCCUGAUGGAAGUAAGCUUGAGGUCAUGACUAGUAGAACUAGAGCAGACCUUUUUAUUAAUCUUCCAGCUCUUCAGAAACUUGACAACAUGCUUAUUGAAAUACUAAAUAGCUUCACCAAUACUGAAUUUUGGUAUGUGGAUCAAGGGAUAAUCACUGCAGAGGAUGAUGGUUCAGCCUCUUUUCGGAAAGUUAUCCAGCGCCAACAAGACAAGUGGUGGCUGCCUGUCCCAAGGGUGCCUCAUGGUGGUUUGCUUGAAGACACAAGGAAGCAGUUAAAUCUUAAACGUGAAUGUGCUAGUCAAAUUAUGAAAGCUGCCAUGUCAAUAAAUAGCAUUACAUUAGCUGAGAUGGAAGUUCCAGAACCAUAUUUGGAUGCUCUUCCAAAGAAUGGAAGAGCCUGUCUAGGGGAUGUCAUCUACCGCUACAUCACUUCAGAGCAUUUCUCCUCUGAGUGCUUGCUUGAUUGUCUCGAUCUAUCAACUGAAUAUGUUGCUUUAGAGAUAGCAAACCGUGUAGAGAGUUCAAGUUACGUGUGGCGAAGAAAACAUCAUCCGAGACCUCCAACUAAUCCAAGUCGCUCUACAGCAAAAUCAUCGUGGGAGAUGGUGAGGGAUCUAGUGGUUGAUGGAGACAAGAGGGAGUUGCUUGCUGAGAGAGCUGAAGACCUGCUGCUUUGCCUGAAGCAACGAUUUCCCGGCCUAACCCAAACCACUUUAGAUGCCAGUAAGAUUCAGUACAACAAGGAUGUAGGCAAGAGUAUCUUAGAGAGCUACUCAAGAGUCCUUGAGAGUCUGGCUUUUAAUAUUGUGGCACGAAUUGAUGAUCUACUACAGGUUGAUGACUUAACUAGGCGGUCGUCUGUUCCUACAGUCAGUGUAAUUGGCCACAAAAAGGUGUCGAUCCCAUAUUCAGUGCUGCCUGUCUCAGGCACCCCAUAUAGAACAAUUUUGGCUACACCAAACUUUACACCUGUGCCUCUAAUAAGCCCUGCUAGGGGGGAGAGAACUCCAUUUCUCAGUGCAAGUAGUAACAAACUGGCUCGAAGUGGCUUUGGAGUGAAGAGAGUCUUGUCAAAUUAUCUUGGUUGUGAAUCAAAGACAAAGAACUCUGGAAAUGCCUCUGCAGCAGUUUCUAACAAGACUUGUGAAAACAUUGAAAUUCCAGAGUUAUACCUUCAAGCUGGAAAUGCUAUACGAUCAAUAGACCGCUAAUCUGUCGAAUUAAUUAGGAAUGAACAAAGAAAAAGGAAAAAAGAUGGAUACUUCUGCUGGACUUCAUUGUAUUUCGCUAAUUACGCACUUUUUUACAUUCUAGUAAUUGAGCUUAUUUGUUAGUGUUGGUGCAUUUUAAUAAUAUUAAAUAAAAUUAUUAAAAUGUAUAAUUCUACCA
Molecule: messenger RNA, 2406 nt
Organism: Capsicum annuum
Lineage: Eukaryota; Viridiplantae; Streptophyta; Magnoliopsida; Solanales; Solanaceae
Product: rop guanine nucleotide exchange factor 5
Exons: 7
Coding region: 567-2228 (553 amino acids)
Molecular function (GO): guanyl-nucleotide exchange factor activity
Source: RefSeq, a predicted model, not a curated record